CUGAACUCCCUCCCUCCCUCCCUCGGAUCAAUUAAUAAUACAUCGCUGAUCGGAGCAUUCAUUCCAUCCCUAUCGGCCGCGCGUGUGGAGGAACAGCUCGCGACUUGGGAAACACCAGCCAGCCCUCUCCAGUCUAUCCCCCCUGUCUUCCUGUCUUCAAUCUCCUCCUCCUUCUCCUCCUCCUCCUACUCACUCCCGAUCCUGAUACUCUUUGUUCCCUUCCGCCUGCCUGCAAUCUGCCUCAUGGAGUACUAGCCUGCUCUCCCGCUUCUUCGUCCCCUCUUUUUCUUUUUCCUUAGAUCUCCUUCUUAUCGAUAGAGUGAGGCUUUCGGGUCGACGCCUCAACCCGACAUGUCACAUCCCGAAGAAGAGCGCUUCGCCGUGGAGAAAUCCGCCGAGGAGGCUCAGAUCGCCGCGAUGGAGCAGGAACAGCCGCCAGCUUCAACAACACCAGAACAGCGCAAGUCCAGCGGUCGCUCGUCUGUCACCAGCUCGGCCGUGGUGCCCGCCGAAAAGGGCUCCGCCGCCGCCGGCAAGCAACUCGCCCGCGCUGAUGAUUCCGAUGCGCUUUAUGCUCACCUCCCCGAUCACGAGAAGCAGAUCUUGAAGAAACAACUCGAUGCAGACGACGUCAAUGUGUCGUUCUUCGGCUUGUUCCGGUAUGCCUCCCGGACAGACCUCAUUAUCAUGUCCGUGAGCGGAAUUUGUGCCAUUAUUGCUGGCGCCGCUCUGCCGCUGUUCACGAUUCUCUUCGGUUCCUUGGCCUCGGCCUUCCGAGGCAUCGCCUUGUACGAGAUUGCUUACGAGGAUUUCUAUCACCAACUGACGAAGAACGUCCUCUACUUUAUCUAUCUGGGUAUCGCGGAGUUUGUCACGGUAUACAUCUCCACCGUUGGAUUUAUCUAUACCGGUGAACACAUUACCCAGAAGAUCCGCGAGCAUUACCUCGAGUCUAUCUUGCGGCAGAACAUGGGCUACUUCGAUAAGCUGGGCGCGGGUGAAGUGACCACCCGUAUCACCGCGGACACCAACCUCAUCCAGGAUGGUGUCUCGGAAAAGGUCGGUCUGACUUUGACGGCCAUCGCCACCUUUAUCACCGCAUUCAUCGUCGCCUAUGUCAAGUACUGGAAAUUGGCUUUGAUUUGCACAUCGACAAUCGUGGCCCUUGUCCUGGUCAUGGGAGGCGGGUCUCGCUUCAUUGUCAAGUAUAGCAAGAUGGCUUUGAAAAGUGCCGGUGCGAGUGGAACGGUGGCCGAGGAAGUGAUCAGCUCCAUCCGCAACGCGACUGCGUUUGGUACCCAGGACAAGCUCGCCAAACAAUAUGAGAUCCACCUGGCUGAGGCCGAGAAGUGGGGUGUCAAGACCCAGAUGGUCCUUGGUUUCAUGAUUGGUGGCAUGUUCGGCAUUAUGUUCUCCAAUUAUGGUCUGGGUUUCUGGAUGGGCUCUCGCUUCCUCACAGAUGGAGAGGUGAACGUGGGCCAGGUCCUGACUGUUUUGAUGGCUAUCUUAAUCGGUUCUUUCGCUUUGGGUAACGUCAGCCCCAACGGACAGGCAUUCACCAAUGCUGUUGCCGCGGCAGUCAAGAUCUAUGGUACCAUUGACCGACUCUCGCCCUUGGACCCCUACUCUGAGGAAGGUGAGAAGCUUGAGCAUUUCGAAGGUGCUAUCGAGUUCCGCGAUAUCAAGCAUAUCUACCCUUCGCGGCCUGAGGUGACUGUCAUGGAUGGUGUUUCUUUGAGAAUUCCCGCUGGUAAAACGACCGCCUUGGUGGGUCCUUCUGGCUCUGGAAAAAGCACUGUUGUUGGCCUGGUCGAACGCUUCUACUUCCCUGUAGGGGGCUCCGUGCUGUUGGAUGGCCAUGACAUUUCAACCCUCAAUCUUCGUUGGUUGCGCCAGCAGAUUUCUCUGGUCAGCCAAGAACCCGUUCUUUUCGGCACCACAAUCUAUCAGAAUAUCCGCUACGGCCUCAUUGGCACUAAAUUCGAAAACGAAUCAGAAGAGAAGAUACGGGAACUCAUUGAAAAUGCUGCGAGAAUGGCGAAUGCGCAUGAUUUCGUCACGGCACUUCCUGAAGGGUAUGAGACAAAUGUUGGCCAGCGUGGCUUUCUACUCUCCGGAGGACAGAAACAGCGUAUCGCCAUUGCACGUGCUAUUGUCAGUGACCCCAAGAUUCUCCUGCUUGAUGAGGCCACCUCUGCCUUGGACACCAAAUCCGAAGGCGUCGUCCAGGCAGCACUUGAUAGGGCCGCCGAGGGUCGAACCACCAUCGUGAUUGCUCACCGCCUGUCGACCAUCAAGACCGCACACAACAUUGUUGUGUUGGUUAAUGGCAAGAUUGUGGAACAAGGAAACCACAAUGAGCUUGUAAGUCACCAAGGUACUUACCAUAGUCUCGUCGAAGCCCAGCGUAUCAACGAGGAGAAGGACGCGGAAGCUCUGGCUGCUGAUGAGGAAGUGGAUGACGAGGACUUCUCGGAACAAGAAAUUGCGCGCAUCAAGUCUGCUAGCAGUGGCUCUGGCUCCUUGAAUGAGGAGGAGGAUGAGAAGUCGCUUGCCGGCAACGGGCUGAACCGUAGCGGAACGCACAAGUCGAUUUCCAGCGCUAUACUCGCUAAACGGGACCCAGAGGUGUCUCGGAAGUACUCACUUUGGACACUGGUCAAGUUUAUCGCCUCCUUCAACCGCCCCGAAUUGAAGUACAUGAUCAUUGGGCUGUGCUUCGCCGUUCUCUCUGGAGGUGGUCAGCCGACCCAGGCUGUUCUGUACGCCAAAGCUAUCAGCACACUUUCUUUGCCUGAUAGCAUGAGCGCCAAGAUCCGACACGACGGAGCCUUUUGGGCUCUCAUGUUCUUUGUGGUUGGAAUUGCCCAGUGCAUCAAUCUUUCCAUCAACGGCGCUGCGUUUGCCGUCUGUUCAGAGAGGCUGAUUCGCCGAGCUCGAAGCAUGGCGUUCAGGUCUAUUCUCCGUCAAGAUAUCACAUUCUUUGACAGGGAGGAGAACAGCACCGGCGCACUCACGUCGUUCCUGUCGACUGAAACCAAGCAUCUGUCUGGGGUCAGUGGUGCGAUCUUGGGAACUAUCUUGAUGACCAGCACCACCCUCGGCGCCGCCAUGAUUAUUUCCCUCUCUAUCGGAUGGAAACUGGCGUUGGUCUGUAUUUCAGUUGUCCCGAUUCUUUUGGGCUGUGGCUUCUACCGUUUCUUCAUGCUUGCGCGCUUUCAGCAACGUGCCAAGAGUGCCUACGAAGGGUCUGCCAGCUAUGCUUGCGAAGCGACGUCUGCCAUCCGCACUGUGGCCUCACUUACGCGGGAGCAAGAUGUCUGGCAAGUGUAUCAUUCUCAGUUAGAGAACCAGGGACGGAAGAGCCUGCUCUCUGUCCUAAGGUCGUCUAUCCUGUAUGCCUGCUCACAAGCCCUUGUUUUCUUCUGCGUGGCGCUUGGCUUCUGGUACGGAGGUACACUCCUGGGCCAUCACGAAUACUCUGUCUUCCGCUUCUUUGUCUGUUUUUCUGAGAUUUUGUUUGGUGCACAGUCUGCUGGAACCGUUUUCUCGUUCUCACCGGACAUGGGCAAGGCGAAAAACGCGGCAGCUGAAUUCCGGAGACUGUUCGACAGGAAACCCGACAUCGACACAUGGUCAGAGGAGGGUGAGAAGCUAGACUCAGUGGACGGCGCCAUCGAAUUCCGCAAUGUACACUUCAGGUACCCCACUCGCGCAGAGCAACCUGUCCUCCGAGGCUUGAACCUGACCGUCAAACCGGGGCAAUAUGUUGCUCUUGUUGGGCCUAGUGGAUGCGGCAAGAGUACAACUAUUGCGCUCCUUGAGCGUUUCUAUGAUGCUAUUGCUGGGAAGGUUCUUAUCGAUGGGAAGGACAUUACCGAGCUCAAUGUGAACUCCUAUCGCAGUUUCUUGUCGCUGGUCAGCCAGGAGCCUACCUUGUACCAGGGUAGCAUCAAAGAAAACAUCUUAUUGGGGGUCCUGCAUGAUGAGGUGCCCGAGGAGAAAUUGGUACAAGCUUGCAAGGAUGCCAACAUUUACGACUUCAUCAUGUCUCUCCCGGAGGGCUUCAAUACCGUGGUUGGCAGUAAAGGAGGCAUGCUUUCUGGCGGCCAGAAGCAACGAGUGGCCAUCGCCCGUGCUUUGAUCCGGGACCCGAAGGUUCUCCUGCUCGACGAAGCCACGUCUGCUCUAGACUCGGAAUCCGAAAAGGUUGUGCAAGCUGCGCUGGAUGCCGCCGCCCGGGGACGAACCACCAUCGCUGUUGCCCACCGGCUGAGUACCAUCCAGAAGGCCGAUGUCAUCUACGUGUUUGAUCAGGGUAAGAUUGUUGAAAGCGGCACGCACUCGGAAUUGAUCCGCGUGAAGGGUCGUUACUAUGAACUGGUCAACUUACAGAGCCUGGAAAAGGGGGCUUAAUUCUGCUUUUUAUUUAUAUCCUGUAUAGAUCUCUUAAUGUCUGCUCUUCCCCCCUCCACUUCUAUACCCCCAUACCCACCCCAUCUCCCAUCCUUGCUCAUUCUAUAAUGUCUUAUGAAUGUUUACGCGGGAUUGUGCCUAGAGUUGUCCCUGCUUCUGUUGUGUUGUGUUGUCUUGUUCUUGGCUUAUGUUAGAGAGCCCCAUUCAUCAUUUUGGAGUUGGCUUGCACGGGUGUCUGGUCGCUUAGAUUGGAGAAUGCCAUGGUUCAAGCUGUUCGCUAUAUCUCCCCCUUGUCUGCUUGUUGCUGCAAAGGUAGGCCAUUAAAUGCUCGCCUAAUGUGGCUACAUGGUCGGAUGGGUUUGGCUUUUGUGUUUUCUCCUCCCUUUAGUUUUGGUGUCAGAUUUCUC
Molecule: messenger RNA, 4823 nt
Organism: Aspergillus heteromorphus CBS 117.55
Lineage: Eukaryota; Fungi; Ascomycota; Eurotiomycetes; Eurotiales; Aspergillaceae
Gene: mdr1
Product: ABC multidrug transporter Mdr1
Exons: 3
Coding region: 352-4416 (1354 amino acids)
Biological process (GO): transmembrane transport
Cellular component (GO): membrane
Molecular function (GO): ATP hydrolysis activity; ABC-type transporter activity; ATP binding
Source: RefSeq, a predicted model, not a curated record